Trichomycterus rosablanca is the source of this 606-nucleotide messenger RNA. RefSeq names its product histone H1-like. Gene Ontology annotation, cellular component: nucleosome; nucleus. The record is from RefSeq and is a predicted model, not a curated record. Lineage: Eukaryota; Metazoa; Chordata; Actinopteri; Siluriformes; Trichomycteridae. Gene Ontology annotation, biological process: chromosome condensation; negative regulation of DNA recombination; nucleosome assembly. The transcript has a single exon. Gene Ontology annotation, molecular function: double-stranded DNA binding; structural constituent of chromatin; nucleosomal DNA binding. Bases 6 to 572 code for a protein of 188 amino acids.
CAACGAUGGUAGAAGAAGCUCCAGCACCGGCCAGCUCGGCCCCCGCCAAGGCUCCCAGCGUCGGCGAGCUGAUCGUCAAAGCUGUUUCCGCUUCCAAGGAGAGGAGCGGCGUGUCCAUGGCCGCCCUGAAGAAAGCUCUGUCUGCAGGUGGAUACGACGUGGAGAAGAACAACUCCCGCGUCAAACUCGCCGUCAAAAGCCUGGUGACCAAGGGCACCCUGGUGCAGACCAAGGGCACCGGCGCCUCAGGCUCUUUCAAGCUCAACAACAAGCAGACCGAGGAGAAGAAACCCGCGGCCAAAAAAGCCGCCGCUCCUAAAGUGAAAAAGGCCGCAAAGAAACCCGCCGCUGCAAAGAAGCCCAAGAAGGUAACAGCCAAGAAACCAGCAGCUAAGAAGUCCCCCAAGAAGGUCAAGAAACCCGCUGCUGCCGCUAAGAAAGCCACCAAGAGCCCUAAGAAAGCUAAGAAGCCGGCGGCAGCCAAGAGUCCUAAAAAAGCCAAGGCAGCCAAACCCAAGACCGCUAAACCCAAAGCGGCCAAGGCCAAAAAAGCUGCCCCCAAGAAGAAGUAAACAUGUUCCUGUUUUCUUAUUUUUGUUUUAUUAA